AUGUUAGUUCCUCCAGCUAACUUUGGGAUACCUGAAGAGGGGAUAUAUCGAUGCAGCAAACUCGAAACAAUUAAUCUUUCUUUUCUGGAGACAUUGAACUUGAAGACUAUCAUAUUUGUGGGAGGCCAGCUUCCGAGCAACUUCUUCAAAGAGUUUUUUGACACUUCUGGUAUUGAAUAUUUUGUUAUCAAGACUCUAGGUGACUCAAGCUCACUCAUCGCUCCCGACCAAAAGAAACGGCAGCUACACCAUAGGGAUGAGUCUUUAGUCCGUAAAAAUGGAACUGAAGACGACCUGGCCACUGAUGAAGGAUAUAGAUACUCUUUAACAGACCAGGAUGAUCUGAUGUUGAUCAAAAGUCAAAGCAUCCAGCGAAUAUUCAAGAUUAUGCUCGAUGUUUCAUACCAUAAUGUAUUAUUGGUUGAUAAGACAUCGGUCGUGAUAGGCAUUCUUCGGAAAGUACAGAAGUGGGAACUAUCGUCAAUUAUCAGCGAAUAUCGAUUAUUUACGGGGAAAAACCGCAACUAUUUUGCAGAAACGUUUCUUGAGUUGAUAAAUAUAAGGUUAAUUCAAGAUGAUACCGAGACUAAGCCGGGGGCCUCGACAUCAACUCCAAAUUCUGUACGUAGCCGAAGCCCCAAGCGAAGAAUCGCUCAACAAGAUCGACAGACAUCCUCGCAUACUGGAGAAACCCAGCUAACCACAUCACAGCAGGACCUAAACUCACAGGGCACGGUAAUAGUGCAAGAAUCAGAUCUCUUGAUGCCACCGGAGGUUCCCCAGCACAUGAUGAGCAUGAUUCAAAACAUGGAAUUAAAUACAGAAGGAAAUAUCAAGACGCAACAAAAACCACAAGGAUCAAUGGCACUAGGCAUAUUCGGAAACCGCUACAGACUAGCUUUUGAUAGAAGGGAGCGUGGGGAGUACACCUACUACGAACCUACCAGUCCUAAAGACGCCUUCUCGAUAUCUGUACCUCGAGAAGAGCUUCUUCCAACAUGGUUUAAGUACCAGAGAGACCUCUGGGACCAACAGCACGCGGUGCAAGAGCAUAAUUAUUACAAGGAAAGUAUAUUCGCCUGA
Molecule: messenger RNA, 1083 nt
Organism: Kluyveromyces marxianus DMKU3-1042
Lineage: Eukaryota; Fungi; Ascomycota; Saccharomycetes; Saccharomycetales; Saccharomycetaceae
Gene: OCA4
Product: Oca4p
Exons: 1
Coding region: 1-1083 (360 amino acids)
Molecular function (GO): phosphatase activity
Source: RefSeq, a predicted model, not a curated record